This is a messenger RNA of Myripristis murdjan (pinecone soldierfish), 6426 nucleotides long. It is a transcript of the gene rasgrf2a, whose product is annotated as Ras protein-specific guanine nucleotide-releasing factor 2a. Gene Ontology annotation, molecular function: guanyl-nucleotide exchange factor activity. Gene Ontology annotation, cellular component: plasma membrane. The transcript is spliced from 28 exons. NCBI's taxonomy places the organism in Eukaryota, Metazoa, Chordata, Actinopteri, Holocentriformes, Holocentridae. Gene Ontology annotation, biological process: Ras protein signal transduction. Bases 487 to 4416 code for a protein of 1309 amino acids. The record is from RefSeq and is a predicted model, not a curated record.
UCGUGAUUCUGUUUUCACCGUCUGUUCCCUGAAUCUAUUUUUGUUUUACGUUGCUGCCGGUGCAGAUAAGCUUUUUCUUUUUGUACAGUUUUACCACUCGUGCAGAAAUAGUCGUGCGUCAGGUAUCGGGGUCAAGCGCCUGGUUAACUCUUCGCCAAAGUUUGAACCAUGGAGACGUCUUAAACUGUUUCUGCGGCUCGGCUCGGUGGGAUUCCCUACAAUAAACCCCAAUCUGGCGAGCUGGCCAGUGUGAUGUGCGCUGCACCGCGGCCGCUCCAACUUUUUGUACCAUGGUAAGCCUGGAUUAUACCUUACCCCGCAAAGCAAGAUAUUAACCACUUUCUCUCCGGUAGCUGUCCGAAUCCAUGAUCGUGAUUUUGGCAGAUGUGAUGUGACGCCUCGGGUUAGUAGCUGAAGUUGGCGCAGAAUUAAAAAUACAUAAAUAAACAAACAAAUACAAUAUAGCCUAUUCAGGGUGAACAUAAGAUGCAGAAGAGCGUGCGGUACAAUGAGGGACACGCUCUGUAUCUGUCGGUGGUUGCGCGUAAAGAGGGCACCAAGCGGGGCUUCCUGAGCAAGAAGACCACCGAGAACAGCCGCUGGACCGAGAAGUACUUCGCCCUCUACCAGAACGUGCUCUUCUACUUCGAGAACGACCAGAGCACGAGGCCCUCCGGUAUAUACCUGCUGGAGGGAUGCACGUGCGAGCGGACACCGGCGCCCAAAGUCUCCUCCAUCAGCAAGGAGCCCAUGGACAAACAGCAGCACUACUUCCUGGUGAUCUUCGGCCAUGACGGACAGAAGCCUCUGGAGCUGCGGACGGAGGAGGAAGCAGAGUGCAAUGAGUGGGUCGAGUGCAUCCAGCAGGCCAGUUACUCUGACAUCAUCAUAGAGCGAGAGGUCCUGAUGCAGAAGUACAUCCACCUGGUCCAGAUCAUGGAGACUGAGAAGAUAGCAGCCAAUCAGCUUCGGACACAGCUGGAGGACCAGGACACUGAGAUAGAGAGGCUUAAAGCUGAGAUUGUAGUGUUGAACAAAACCAAGGAAAGGAUGCAGCCUUACCAGAACAACCAGGAGGAGGAAGAUCCAGACAUUAAAAAGAUUAAAAAGGUGCAGAGUUUCAUGCGUGGCUGGCUGUGCCGGAGGAAGUGGAAGAUCAUCGUUCAGGACUACAUCUGCUCUCCUCACGCUGAGAGCAUGAGGAAGAGGAACCAGAUCGUCUUCAACAUGGUGGAGGCAGAGACGGAGUACGUCCACCAGCUCUCCAUCCUGGUUAACUGUUUCCUCAGGCCGCUCCGCAUGGCUGCCAGCUCCAAGAAACCCCCCAUAAGCCAUGACGAUGUCAGCAGCAUCUUCCUCAACAGUGAAACCAUCAUGUUUUUGCACGAGAUUUUCCAUCAGGGCCUCAAGGCUCGGAUAGCCAACUGGCCCACACUAGUUUUGGCGGACCUGUUUGACAUCCUGCUGCCCAUGCUGAACAUUUACCAGGAGUUUGUGCGUAACCACCAGUACAGUCUGCAGGUGCUCGCCAACUGCAAGCAGAACAGAGACUUUGACAAGCUGCUGAAACAGUACGAGUCAAACGCCGCCUGUGAGGGCCGGAUGCUGGAGACGUUCCUCACCUAUCCCAUGUUCCAGAUUCCGCGGUACAUCAUCACUCUCCAUGAGCUGCUGGCACACACACCUCAUGAGCACGUGGAGCGCAAGAGCCUGGAGUUUGCCAAAUCCAAACUGGAGGAGCUGUCAAAGAUGAUGCACGAUGAGGUGAGUGACACGGAGAACAUCAGGAAGAACCUGGCCAUAGAGAGGAUGAUCGUGGAGGGCUGUGACAUCCUCCUCGACACGAGCCAGACCUUCGUCAGACAAGGCUCGCUCAUCCAGCUGCCGUCCAGCAGCGAGCGGGGCAUGCUCAGUAAGGUCCGCCUGGGCUCCCUGUCGCUCAGGAAGGAGGGAGAACGACAGUGCUUUCUGUUCACCAAACACUUCCUCAUCUGUACCCGCACGUCUGGAGGCAAACUUCACCUGCUCAAGCAAGGAGGGACUUUAUCUCUGAUAGAGUGCACUCUCAUUGAAGAACUGGAUGCCAACGAUGAGGACUACAAUGCAGCAGGCCAGGGCUUCAAUCAUCUGGAGUUCAAAGUUGUGGUGGAGCCCCCUGAUGGUCAGUCCUUCUCUGUUGUCUUACUGGCUCCGUCCCGCCAGGAGAAAGCUGCCUGGACCAGUGAUAUCAGUCAGUGUAUUGAUAAUAUCCGCUGCAACGGCCUGAUGACCAGCGUGUUUGAGGAAAACUCCAAAGUCACAGUGCCACACAUGAUCAAGUCUGACGCCCGACUGCACAAAGACGACGUCGACAUCUGCUUCAGCAAGACGCUCAACUCUUGCAAGGUCCCGCAGAUCCGAUAUGCCAGCGUGGAGCGGCUACUGGAGCGGCUGACCGACCUGCGCUUCCUCUCCAUCGACUUCCUCAACACGUUCCUCCACACGUACAGGAUCUUCACCACGGCCGCCGUGGUCAUGGACAAACUGGCUGACAUCUACAAGAAGCCGUUCACCUCCAUACCUGUCAGGGUCCAGUACCACUCAUCCGACCGUCUAUCCAUCACAUCCCUCUGUCCUGACUACAGUCUGAAGAUCACUCAGCUUGCACUGGACCAGUCCAAGUCUCUGGAGCUCUUCUUUGCCACCAACCAGGGCACGUGGGGAAGCGACCCCUUGAACAACAAAUCCCCGAGGCUUUGCCGGAAGUUUUCCUCUCCUCCUCCUCUCUCAAUACCUUCUCGCACCUCCUCCCCCGUCCACUCCCGUAAGCUCUCCCUCAGUUCUCCCAUCAGUGCUAAAGCAGGAGCGUUAGACCUAUCCACCACCCCCUCCUCCUCCGCUGCCAACUCCCCCACCUCCAGUCAGAGUCCCUCAAUCUCCUCUCCUCCUCCCAACUCACCAAGGCCCCCUUCUGGCUUUUCCUCCCCUCCACCCACCGCCACUCGCUCUCCCAGCCUUCCCCAGGCCUCUGGGGUGUCGUCUCCGCCCCCCAUCUCCACCAAGGCCCCUCUAGACCUCAGCCGCGGUCCCAAUUCCCCAGAGCUGAGCCCAGCUGCAGGGGAGGACAUCAGCGGAGAGCUGCCGCGCAUCGACGCCUUCUGUGGAAAGCUGAGGCGUAGCAUCCGCAGGGCUGUCCUGGAGUCAGUAUCCCUGGACAAGUUCCUUCCUGAGUCACCAGCCCCCAGUGAGUCAGGGGACAUGUCUCCCUGUCGCUCACCCUCGACACCGAGACAUCUGCGCUACAGGCAGGCAGGAGUCACAACAGGGGAAAACUCUCGCUGUACAAUGUCACCGGCUUCGGCUUUUGCGAUCGCCACCGCUGCUGCCGGGCACAGCAGCUCUCAAGGUUUUAGUAACUCUGAAAAGGCCUGUGACAAAGAAUUCAUCAUCCGCCGAGCUGCUACCAACAGAGUGCUCAACGUGCUGCGUCACUGGGUUUCCAAGCACUCCCAGGACUUCGAUAUGAACAGCGAGCUGAAGCUGGGCGUGAUCAUGCUCUUAGAGGAGGUCCUACGAGAUCCGGACCUCCUGCCGCAAGAAAGGAAAGCCACCACAAACAUAUUAAGUGCCCUUUCUCAAGAAGAACAAGAUGAUGCACAACUCAAGAUAGAGGACAUAUUACAAAUGGCGGAGAGUCCUAAGGCAGAGUGUUUUGAGUCUCUCUCAGCGAUGGAGCUGGCAGAGCAGAUCACCUUACUGGACCACAUUGUGUUCAGGAGCAUCCCCUAUGAGGAGUUCCUGGGUCAGGGCUGGAUGAAGGAGGACAAGACAGAGAGGACUCCCUACAUCAUGAAGACCAGUCAGCACUUUAAUGAUAUGAGUAACUUGGUGGCGUCUCAGAUUAUGACCCAUACAGACGUGGGAUCCAGGGCCAGCUCCAUAGAGAAGUGGCUUGCAGUGGCUGACAUCUGCCGCUGUCUGAACAACUACAACGGUGUGCUGGAGAUCACUUCUGCCCUCAACCGCAGCGCCAUCUACAGGCUGAAGAAGACAUGGGCCAAAGUGUGCAAACAGACGAAGUCGCUCAUGGACAGGCUGCAGAAAACUGUGUCAUCGGAGGGCAGAUUCAAGAAUCUCAGAGAGACACUGAAAAACUGUAACCCUCCAUGUGUGCCCUACCUGGGCAUGUACCUCACUGACCUGGCCUUCAUCGAGGAGGGGACACCCAACUUCACUGAGGAGGGCCUCGUUAACUUCUCCAAGAUGAGGAUGAUUUCUCACAUUAUCCGAGAGAUUCGUCAGUUUCAGCAAGCCCCUUACAGGAUAGAGCACCAGCCCAAGGUGACCCAGUUUUUACUGGAUAAGACAUUAGUCAUGGAUGAAGAUACUCUGUAUGAGCUGUCGUUGAAGAUUGAGCCUCGUGUGCCACCUGGCUGAUCACAAAUGCAUCUCAUCCAUGCACACACAUACACAUACACACACAUACACACAAACAUGCAUGCAGAGUUUUCCAACAAACAUAACACAGCUUUCCCUGACAAAUACCACUGCUCAUACUUCCCUUGGAUAGUCCACUAUAGAUGUUAUAUAGAAUGUCAAUUGAUAUAUAGGUAUACCUACAAGAGGUCAGGAGAAGAUCAACAGCCAUAAAUUAUAGAAAAAAUGGCUGGUUGUUCUAUAUGAUCAAACAAAGAUCAAAAAUGUGUGGGGUGCUCUUGGAAACGGGGAAACCAUAAAUUAUAUUUCAUAUGGAUACAUAUUGCCAUAUCCAUUGACAUUCUGUCAAUCCAGUCAGUUCUAUAAUAACGCAUGUGGGAUUAUUAUGAAACCCACCAGAGUUCUGGGCCAGCUCUGCCCACAGGGUUAAGGUUGUGGAUGACUGAGGGCUUAUGUCAAGACUGUUUUAGCAAAUGGGCAACAUGCCAAAAAGUUUUACAGCCAAUCACAGCACUUGUGGGCAGAUCUUGCCCAGAACUCUGGUGGGAUGCAUAAUAAGGUUUGACAGACAUGUUGUUGAAAUGUAAUUUAUGGCUUAUUAAUGCUCUACUGAACUCUUGCUGAUAAUUAACUUGUAUAUGAAUUUACAUUGUGUUGAACAUGUAAAGGUGACUAUCCAGAGAAGGUGUGGCUGACACAUUAUUCAUUAUCACACAGAAACCAUGCAUUGACUGAACUCAAGCUUCAUGAAUAAGUAGAGAGUGUUACAUCAAGCACCACCGAUUAUUGUGCUUGGAAAACUCAGGUGAAAAUGUGCCUUUUUGUGUGGAUAGCUAAUGCACAUAUUCAGUAAAGAGAAUGACCAAUGUUAAAGACAUCAUUCAAUAUACCACUCUUUGCCAUACACUUCUACAGUUUGACUGUUUGUUUCUAACUGUGGCACUAGAAAGUACCAGUUGCUGCUAUCAUGUUGUAAAUACCGUCCAGUUCUGCCUCUUUUAGUCUUGCACACAAAUCAUUUUCAACAAGGAAAAACAUCUUCAACAACUCAGAGUUUUACUUUAUUUGUAUGAUAGACUUUGUAGAAGAUGCACGGGCUUUCCUAAAUGGCUGGAGUGCAAUUUAAAUAUUUUAUCGACCUUACUAUUUACUGGUUGCUUUGUUUCUUGAUGUUGAUUUUCAUAGGAGAUGCAGGCGUGGUCUUCACCGGCAUGUUCAUGUUUUUCUUUACUCGCUAAGGCUAGAAGAUUAUGUUGACUAUAGCAGUUGGAAUAUUGUAUUUGCAUGUUACAGCAAAAAUAUUCACAUUACAUGCAUUUCAAACUGGGUAAUGGCUUAUUUCAAAUUGUAUUUUUUUUUUUUAGCUGUCUUUCUUGACAAUCUACUGUGCAACUGCUACAACUCACCAUCUUCUCAGUUUUGUAACAUUAGUAAUUUUGUACACAAAAAUAGCUGACUUUGUGUAAUGCAGAUCUUAUUUCCUGCUCUUUCAAAAAGGGAAUUGGCCUAAAGGGUUUCUUACAAGCUAAUAUACUAUUUAUACACCGACUACAGUUGCAUUUAUUUUAUUUAAACAUUUCUGAGUGGUAUUAUUAGUUCCUCAUCAAUGUGGUCAUUUAAUCAUAUUUACUAUUUUUAAAAACUUGUUAGACUGUCUUAGAUCAAUAGUAAGACAGUCUUUGCACUGUUGAUUUGUACAGAAUAUCUCUAGACUUUUAACUUUUUAUAGCAUGAACAUAGCAUGUUUUCCCUCUCUGUCCUUCAUUUAAUUUUCAUGCAUGUCCGUCCCUUUCACUGGGAAGUGUAGCAGAUCUAGUUUUAUUAGUUUUGUUUCUUUCUUUUGGUACAUUCCUGAUGUCGGGAAACUUUUAAAGCUAAAAAACAUUAAUAGUCUAUAAGAUCCCUGCUUUUAUACAUUACAGAAUACUUUGUUAACAUUCCAGAUGUAUUGUUGUAUUUUUCCAUGCACUUCCAGGCUUGUAAAUAAAAGUAAUCCAAUGUAAAUUAUAA